Fibroporia radiculosa is the source of this 1335-nucleotide messenger RNA. RefSeq lists its product as uncharacterized. The transcript is spliced from 6 exons. The coding region runs from base 1 to 1335 and encodes 444 amino acids. NCBI's taxonomy places the organism in Eukaryota, Fungi, Basidiomycota, Agaricomycetes, Polyporales, Fibroporiaceae. Gene Ontology annotation, cellular component: endoplasmic reticulum membrane; oligosaccharyltransferase complex. The record is from RefSeq and is a predicted model, not a curated record.
AUGCUCUCAUUAUGGCCACUGCUCUCUUCCCUUGUCUGUCUGGCUGCUGUAACCUAUGCGAAAUCUAGCACUGGUGAUUCUGUGCUUGUUGUACUUGACCAGAGCCUAAAGAGGGACAACUUUUCUAUAUUCUUCAAUGGACUUGAAGAGAGAGGUUACGACCUCACCUUCCGUACACCCAAGGACGUGCAGCCUGCUGUGAUCGCAGAUGACCAUCCCCAAUAUUCGCAUGUCAUUCUGUUCGCGCCGGAGUCAAAGAGCUACUCUUCUGACAUCACACCACAAUCCCUGGUCACGCUCCUUUCCAAAAAUACCAACCUGCUAAUCGCCCUGUCGUCAAAGCAGACACCUCUGACCUCGCUCGCGUCCGAGUUCUCCCUCAUCUUGCCUCCACCAGGAACCCCACUCGUUUCGCACUUUCCUGAAAGAGAUACGCCCGCCACCGUGAUACCCGUAAAUGUGGCACCUGGUUCUGUACUAUCAUCGGACUUGCCGCCCGUUUGGUUCUCCGGCGUCCCAUUUGCAUUCGGCAGCAGCCCACUUCUGGUUCCUUUUCUGAACGCGCCGCCAGAAAGCUUUGCAGCUGACUCGGACCGCGAUAAUGGUGCGGACGCCAUAUUCGAUGCUGCUGAGAAGGGCGGGGAAGGCCUAUGGGCAGGGAGUUCGCUUGGUUUAGUCGCAGGAUUCCAGACUCGCAGUGGUAGUCGUGCGACUUGGGUCGGAGGUAUUGACAUCUUCAGUGAUGAAUUUGCGACGAAGGAGCUUGCCAACGGCGUUAAGCCAGGCAAUCAGCAAUUCGUAGCUGAAGUGGCAGCCUGGACAUUCCAAGAGUCCAAUGUAUUGAGGAUCGAUGAGGUUACUCACCAUCGCGUAAACGAGACCCUUACAGGAGAACAGUAUACUAUCAACGAUCGGGUUGUCUUCGCCAUGCGCGUCUCAAAAUUUAAUCCGUUAUCAUCGACGUGGGAGCCGUAUAGCGAGAUCGCGGAUAUGCAACUCGAAUUUACUAUGCUCGAUCCACAUAUCCGCACAAUGUUGCAACCAGUGGAAGGCGACCCGGGGCGGUACUCCGUGGAGUUCCGCAUUCCCGACCGCCAUGGGGUGUUCAAAUUUGUCGUCGACUUCAAGCGUAGGGGCUGGUCCUUCUUGGAGAGCACGACGGUUGUGCCGGUCGUGCCCCCACGGCACGACCAAUACCCCAGGUUUUUGAGCCCUGCCUGGCCUUAUUAUGCCGGCGCGAUCAGCACAAGCAUCGGUUUUGUUCUGUUUUCUGCUCUGUGGCUCGCUGGAGAUAGCCAAGAACCGAAAAAAUCCAAGAGCGCGAAGUCAGACUAG